GGUUGUUUCAGUAUGGCGGCGGUUGCUGAGGGCGCAACUGGUAAUGGAUUUUACUGGAUUUGUGACAAAUCAGAUGAAGAGCAGCCCACAGUUUUAGUUACAGGAAUGAGCAUGAACAUGGGUCUGAAGUUUGACUCUUCAAAUAAUACAGAGGGAAGGAUUAAAAGGAAAUCUGGCAGCAUUGAUAAAAGUGGAAAGAAUGCAAAGGCAAUGCAAAGUGCUGAGACAUUCAUUGGAAAAGCUUCAGCUCAGAAACUUUCAUCUACCGUAGCCAAAUCAAAAACCAUUACACCUGCACCAGAACCAGCACUGGCUCCUUUUACUACAGCCCAGGCAGUCAUCAACAUUGCCCAAGCCAAAAGUAAGCCAUCACUGAAGGAUCUCUGCCCAGAGGACAAACGUCGGAUUGCCAAUCUCAUUCAGGAACUGGCAAGAGUGAGUGAAGAAAAGGAAGAAUCUGUACAGAAGCUCAGGGAUGAACAGGAGACCUUUGAGAAUAAAAUCCAACAGCUAGAGCAACAAAACCAACUCAUCGUACAAGAGAGAGAAAGCCUGCAGCAGCAGUACAGAGAGUGUCAGGAGCUACUGGGACUCUAUCAGCAGUAUCUCUCCCAACAGCAAGAGAAACUCAAGUCGAUCACUCUGCUCAAUCAUUCCAGCUCCCACAGCAAGAUUCCCAACAGCGAGGGGGCACCUAGGAGGUCUUGGUGUGGGGAAGGGAGAGGAACGGCUUUAGAUGGAUCUUACUUGGACCUCCCUUCAUCAGGAAGUAAAGAUGGAUCAGUGGAAUGCAGUCAUUCUUUCUCAACAGGACCUUAUAGUGCACCCUCCAGCAGCAUCGAGCAGAAUUGCAAAGUUCACAACAGACAGAAUCAUGAGUAUUCUGAAGGUGGACGUACUGAUCCCAGAUAUAUCAGAUUCUUUAACGGGGAACCCUCCACAUGCGAUGCCCUGAGGGUACGUGGCGCUUCUGAAUCCAGAUGCUCUCAUCAGUGCCACGGAAUGGAGAAUGGCAUUGUGCGUGGUGCCAUUCAUACCAAACUAGCACCCCUUCUUGGUAGUGAGAACUGGGAGGAGAAACGCCAGUGUCUACUUCUGCAGAAGAAACAGCUAGAGGUGGAAAGAGAGAGAAUUCAAGCUCGGUUGGCUCAACAGGAAGAGAAACUUUUACUCCAGAACCAACAGCUCCAACAAUCUUACUUUCACUACAGCAAGCUUCAACAAGCCACAACAGCAGAUUUUGAGAGACCUCUAAAUGGAACCAGCAGUUUUAAUGAGGGUCCACUGUCCAGUUGUGUAAUGGACCAGGUAACACACAGCAGUGAAAUAAGAGAGGGGGAAACACAAACUCUGCAGGGAAGUGUCCGACAGCCGUUAAGUAACGUACAGUCGCAGGAACACGCAACAAAUAUUGAGCAGUCUGCAGCCAAGCUUUCACAUGAGAUUACCAUUACCAGGAAGGAUAUGGCCACCUCUCCUGUGGUUCCUCAAAGCUUCCGGACAUCUGCUCUUCCCAUUGGCCUGCUCAGCACCCCACAGGCCUCCAGGUUGGACGACUCCUUAAUUGAGCUGUUGGACAUUUUCAGCCCAGCCUCCAACCCUGAGAGGUACCUAAUCAACCCACUGUACCGGAAGAGUUUUGUCACCCCUACGCCCACUCGGAGGACCUUUCUGUCCCCUCCGGGCCACAGCCGGCCCUCAAAACAUGACCUGGAGGAGAAUCAGAUUCUAGAAGACAUCUUUUUCAUCUGUUGAAGGGUUACUACAGUGACUUUGAUUUGGUUAAAUGUUGGAUUGGAAGAAGUGAUUGAAUAGUUAUUCAUGUACUCUUAAUACCUCUAUCACUUGAUGGUCUUAAACUUACACAGCCUUUUUUUAUAGUCGUAGUGUCAAACUUAUGCCGGUCUUAAUUUUGAAUGCUUUUGUAAUAUUGACAUGUUCAAGUUUUUAUUAAUAAGAUUCAUAGAAUUCCACUGGCUUUUCAAGAAACUGACCUGGGAGCUUUUUAAGAAUUUCCCAAGAACAGUUGCUGUGGUCUGUAGUGAGUAAUGCAAUUGUCAUCUCUGAUGAAAUGAGAAAUUCUCAUAUCUCUUUUGAAAAUGAACAGUGUUCCUAAAGUUUGAAAAUGCAAAUAUUUAGCAUUUUUCUUACUUAAUACAAACAUUUGCAAUACAAAUCAUAUCGUCAGCAUAACAAUUUGGUUGCAAAGUUGAAUUCAACAGUUUGAAUUUCAGAAUUUCUUUGUAUUUAGGAUUGUCUUUUGCUUUAAUGACAAAAUGCACUCAAGGAAAUAAGGAAAACAAGGAAAUUUGGAUUAAUGCCCAAGAAAUAUUGCAGAAUCUUAUAUAUUUCUCAAGACUUUUUAAUCCUUAAACUUUUUUUUUAUUUCCAGGUUUAAAUGAGAAAUCCCAGAUAGUCUCAGACUUUUGGACCCCAUUAUAGCAGUGACUACUCAAUAAGGGGAAUGUGCAUUGGCAUUUUCUAAUGAAUUCAGAAUAUUCUAAAAAAAAUAAAAAAUAAAUAAUCAUUGCAUUUUCUGU
This is a messenger RNA of Myxocyprinus asiaticus (Chinese sucker), 2540 nucleotides long. RefSeq names its product protein hinderin-like. The record is from RefSeq and is a predicted model, not a curated record. The coding region runs from base 13 to 1755 and encodes 580 amino acids. NCBI's taxonomy places the organism in Eukaryota, Metazoa, Chordata, Actinopteri, Cypriniformes, Catostomidae. The transcript is spliced from 11 exons.